This is a messenger RNA of Chelmon rostratus (copperband butterflyfish), 4137 nucleotides long. It is a transcript of the gene atl3, whose product is annotated as atlastin 3. Gene Ontology annotation, molecular function: GTPase activity; GTP binding. Gene Ontology annotation, biological process: protein homooligomerization; endoplasmic reticulum organization. The record is from RefSeq and is a predicted model, not a curated record. The transcript is spliced from 14 exons. NCBI's taxonomy places the organism in Eukaryota, Metazoa, Chordata, Actinopteri, Chaetodontiformes, Chaetodontidae. The coding region runs from base 151 to 1686 and encodes 511 amino acids.
GGCGGAAGUGUGUGAGUUUCGUGGUGGAAAAAAGUUCUCAUAGUUCUUCUCAUGCCAGUGUAAAAAAGUCACGUUUCAGUCGUUUCUCGACCUUCAUAAGAUUGUGUUGAAGCCGUUUGAAGACAUCGAAGGAACCAGUACCUCUAAAGGAUGGGGAGUGAACCAGGCCCAGUUCAGAUCGUCACAGUGUGUAAGGAGGACCACUCCUUCGCUUUGAACACAGAGGCGUUGGCUCGAGUUCUGCUGGCUCCCGAGGUCCGAGACAAACAUGUGGUAGUGCUGUCAGUGGCCGGAGCCUUCAGGAAGGGCAAGAGCUUCCUGCUUGAUUUCAUGCUCCGUUACAUGUACAGAAAGGGUGAUGAAAACUGGUUGGGACAGGAUGAUGAGCCACUUACUGGAUUUUCUUGGAGAGGGGGCUCAGAACCAGAGACAACAGGCAUCCAGUUGUGGAGCGAAGUUUUCCCCGUCCGGAAGAGCGAUGGAACAGAGGUGGCAGUAGUGCUGAUGGACACUCAGGGAGCCUUUGAUAACCAGUCAACCGUGAAGGACUGUGCCACCAUCUUUGCCCUCAGCACAAUGACCAGCUCAAUACAGAUCUACAAUCUGUCGCAGAACAUACAAGAGGACGAUCUGCAGCAGCUACAGCUGUUCACAGAGUAUGGCCGUCUUGCCAUGGAUGAGAUCUUUCUGAAGCCCUUUCAGUCUUUGAUGUUCCUAAUAAGGGACUGGAGCUUCCCUUAUGAAUAUACCUACGGGUUUAAAGGAGGCAAUCAAUUCCUGGAUAAACGGUUACAGGUCAAGGAGGCCCAACAUGAGGAGCUGCAAACAGUGAGGGAGCACAUCCAUUCGUGCUUCACCAAAAUUUCCUGCUUCUUGUUACCUCAUCCUGGGUUAAAAGUUGCCACCAGCCCUGGUUUUCAGGGACAACUUAGAGACGUGGCCCCAGAGUUCAGAGAGCAGCUGCAGAGCCUGAUUCCCAAACUGCUGCAUCCAGAUUAUCUGGCUGAGAAAGAAAUAAAUGGAAACAAAGUCACUUGCCGGGGCCUGCUUGAGUUUUUCAAGGCUUACAUCAAGAUUUACCAGGGGGAAGAUUUGCCACAGCCAAAAACGAUGCUCAUGGCUACAGCAGAGGCCAAUAACCUAGCAGCUGUGGCAGCAGCCAAAGAUCAGUAUUACAAGAACAUGGAGAAGGUGUGUGGGGGAGACUUGCCCUAUGUGUCCCCUGAAUCUCUGGAGGAAAAGAAUCACUUUUACUCCCGAGAGGCUCUACACACCUUCUCCUCAACGAAGAAGAUGGGCGGACAAGAGUUUUGUGACCGAUACCAAGCACAGCUGGAGAAGGAGCUUGAGGAAAUGUGGCAGUCAUUUAGCAAGCACAAUGAGUCUAAAAAUCUCUUCAGCGCCUUCCGGACGCCUGCAGUGCUGUUUGUCCUGGUGUGCCUCCUCUACGUGCUCUCAGGUGUGUUGCUCUUCGUUGGCCUGUCCACCUUCGCCCUGGUGUGUGACUGCACUCUGGGUGUGGUCAUGAUGUCCAUGCUGACAUGGACCUUCAUCCGCUACUCUGGUCGGUACCGGACUGUAGGAGGAGCCAUCGACCAGGCUGCAGGUGUCGUCCUGGAGCAGGCCACAGUGGUGUUGAACAAGUCGAGAGGCGCAAGCACCGGGGACCAGAAGAAAUCCAGUUAGGAGACCUUUGAACCCCUCAUAAUCUCGAUGCAAUGCAACCAGCGCACAACACAAGCACACAUUCAGCACUAAAGCCUUAUCAUGCCACCCAUUGGAACAAACAUGCAGCUAAACCACUUUGGCACAAGGUAAAAAUAUGAUGCCAAUGCACCAGCAUCUUUAUUAUGUACAUAACCCUGCCUGUGAAAGUCCAGGCGUCAAACCAUCCCAAUCCCUCUUAUUGAUACUACAUGUCUUAAAUUGACACUGCCGUCAUUUGACACGUUUACAAAUGGUCUUAAUAGACAAGACAAUGUUUACCUUUAAGCUUAUAAAACACUUUAAUUUUCUAUUUCAGCUGAAUUUAUCUUACCUGGCCGCAUAUUGUUCAGACAGGCAGUCAGGGUGCUUUUCAAACAAAGCUUCUGCAGUAUAUCUUUAAAUAGUUACCUUUAAAACAUGCUGGCUUUAAAGCUAAUACAUUUAUACAUAUUUCUUUGUGGCUAUAUUUUUUUUACUUUGUGGCCUUAAAAACAUUCCAUUCUCUCUGUCACUUUGCUUUAUAUUUGAUAUAAACUAGCAAUUCCAGACGGGUGAACUGUCAUUACUUUGAAAGGAGAAGAGGAUACGCACUUUCUAUACAGUAGAUUUUGGAAGCUGCAUGUAGUGGGAGUUCAGUUGAAUCUCAUUUGUUUCGAGUGCUUUGCUGUUUAUUCAUAGAAGGAUGUGUUACACUUUAUAGAUUUUGAUACUAUAUACUAGACUCUUCUAGUAAAAUUAUAUAUAGGAACUGAUAUGCUGCAAAAAAUUUCCAACUCCAAAGAAAAGAUGUUAUUGGGAUAUUGGUGUUGAAUAUGACAGAAUGAGCGAGCAGUCAGCCAAAGAGCUAACUUUAAAUAUUUGCAUUAUACUUUGGCCUUGUACUCUUAUCACUUUAAACCUCAGUAAAUAAAAGCUGAAAUAUAAUCUGCAGUGUAAACAGGAGAGCUUUAUUCCUUCGAAAUUUUAAAAAUGGCAGUGACUACAAAGAACUCAGUCAGAAAACAGUGUUAAACAUACACAGAACAAUAACAAGCAGGAUGUUUAAACAGAUACAAAAUACAAGUAAUAAACAAUAGAAACCUAUAGAGAAUGGGCCUGGGUGCCUGUCCCCCUGUGCUGUCUCAGUUUUCAGAAGAUUGCAUCACUUCACCAGAUUCUGAUCAAAUUCAAUGAUUGUGAAAAAUCCUCAAUAUGUAGUCAUGUUAGUAUGUUCGCACCUCAGAAAUGAUUUCUUGACAUAAUGCCUUUAGUUACCAGUUGCAGCUGAUGCUGUGGCUGUGAGAAAGCUGUGUGGUGCCUCACUGUGUUGCACUUUACAGAGCUGACAUCAGUGAUCUGGCUGCAGCUAAAUGGGACAUUUCAACUGUUUCACAUUUACUCAUUCGCGAUAAAGGUCCUAAUGUGCUCUUCAGUGUAACUGCAUAAGAGAACUUUGUCAAUGUAAAACUUCUUUAUUAAUAUGACAAACUGUUCCCUUUUGGCAAAAUAAUCACUAUACAUGGCCAUUAAUACAGCUUGAAACUAUUGCGUGUUUGGGUCAGAGUUUUGCUUCCAGUGACUUCCACGUAGUGGUUGCAUAACGUAAUGAAACCAUAUUACAGCAAAGGAAAAAUAAUUACUUUGGGCUGACUUGCUUCUUAGGUCCUCACUUACUUGCAGCCAUUUAAAUGAUUAGCUGUAUUUUUCAAAAAUAAGUCAUACAGGGAAUUAAAAAGGCGGACUACACACUGUGGAUUUAUUAGGUUUUAGUUUUCCUCUGUGAGGCCAAGCAGGGCUUCUAAGGCCAAGUCAGGCAUUGGAUUAAAGGACUCUGAUUAUUUGCAACCAUGCCCUACAUCUCUGAAUAUGAUGAAAUGCAGAUUCUUUUGGAAAGCAUUAGAUUGAAGAUGUGGAAUGGCAAGCAUUUAGUUUGGUAAAACAGGCCUUUUCAGUGCCACAAGAUUGUCUGACCUGAGAGUGAAAGUAGGCUCCUGUAGUCUGUAAUGGUUUUACAUUGUUCACUUUAACAACUAACCAUGCAUAUACGUAGAUACAAAGAAGAGACACAAAAACCUGAUUAAUGGUGCUUUACUCUCACAGUGAUUUCAUGUUACUGUAGGUAUAGGUCAUAAGAACACAGGGCCAAAAAAAAAAAAAGAUGUGGAAAUAUGGAGGAUGAGUCACUUUCUAAAUCCAUGACUUUUGACUGUCUUUUUGCACAUUCCAUGUGUGUCGCUUUACACAAGAGGAGGAAACAUCAAGAUGUUGUACAAGCACUUCCUAUUGCACUUCCCCUCCUCUUUGGUGCUUUUUUGCACACGGCUCAUUCCAAAAGUGAAUAAAUGCAUGCAAUAUUGUAGUAACAGCUAAUGUAGUCAUCUCCUGCAGGGCUAUGGUGGCCUUGACUCAAGAAGUGCUGUUUUAUAAGGAAUAAACAGAGCUUGAAACGGU